UUUAUUCGCAUUAACUACUUGUUUGUGAGAAAAAUGUUUUUAAAAUUUUUAAUUUUUUUAACAUUUAAUUUGUUAAUUUUACUGAACAAAGCGAAUUGUGAAAACUCUGAUUUGGAUGAGAUAUAUUUACACUUAUUUGGACAAGUGGAAAAUGUUAAAAGAUCUCUGGAGAAUUUAAAUAAUCGUCUAGAUAUAAUAACCAAUAGAUCUUUUGCUAAUGUUAUUAAAAAUGAAAACUCGUUAAAGUCGCCAAAAACAUCAAGACCCAUAUUUGAUAUACGCUACGAUAAUAUGCCCCAACAUUGUGGCACAAAUACUCCACCCAGCACUUGUGCCGAGGCCUUAGAAUGUACUGGUAACAGUGGUAUUUAUAAUAUAAUCGAUCAACACUUUAGCAAUCGAACAUUUACCGUUUAUUGUGAUAAUGAUAAUUACGAUGGCGAUUGGCUUUAUAUACUAAAACGUCAAGAUGGUAGUGAGUAUUUUAAUCGAUCAUGGAACGAGUAUGUUGAGGGUUUCGGCAAUGUGGCCGGUGAACAUUGGCUGGGGUUGGAGUAUCUAUAUGCCUUAACAAAUUUUUAUGGACCACAAGAAUUGCUUGUAAUCAUAGAAAAUUUUGAUGGAAUAAAAAAAUUUGCACAUUAUGAUAAUUUUGCUAUAGCAAGUGCCAUUGAGCAUUAUAGAUUAAAGUCAUUGGGUCGUUAUUGGGGUACAGCUGGUGAUAAUUUAUACUAUGUUAUGAAGAGCAAAUUUAGUACUUAUGAUAAUGAUAACGAUGGAAGUAUCCUAAAUUGUGCCCAAACAAGAAAUGGUGGUUUUUGGUUUCAGAAUUGUGAUUUUGCAAAUCCUACUGGCAGUUAUUUUCGUGGUUCAACUAGCAGUAAAUCAGACACUCUACGAUGGAAUGAUUUUGGUGGUCAUUACUAUUCACAUAAAACUAUGAUAUUUAUGAUUCGUCGGAGAAAUGCUUACAAAUUGGAAUAAUUGAAGUAAAUCUGUAUGCAAUAAAUCUGUUCUUAAAAAAAAAAAAAAACUUUGUACGGAACUUUGUAGGGAAAGAUUAUGGGUACCAGAACGAGAAGAGCGUAAUAUAAUAACUAUAAAACGAAGUACUUUCAAAAGAAUAACAUUUAUCACCACUUCAAAAGUAGCACUAAAUAAAUUU
Messenger RNA from Lucilia cuprina (Australian sheep blowfly), 1165 nucleotides. Its product is annotated as microfibril-associated glycoprotein 4-like. The transcript is spliced from 4 exons. The record is from RefSeq and is a predicted model, not a curated record. NCBI's taxonomy places the organism in Eukaryota, Metazoa, Arthropoda, Insecta, Diptera, Calliphoridae. Bases 34 to 984 code for a protein of 316 amino acids.